Molecule: messenger RNA, 1608 nt
Organism: Rubroshorea leprosula
Lineage: Eukaryota; Viridiplantae; Streptophyta; Magnoliopsida; Malvales; Dipterocarpaceae
Source: the annotation of a GenBank genome assembly
GGCAAUGCUCACCCCUACUUCCCUCCACCUCAGACCUCACGGCGGAAUUACAGAGAUUUGGAAGCUGCAAAUCUGAAUUGGAUUAGGGUAGAUUUUGAUUCUCCUAUUUCUGUUACUUGUUCUGAUUUCAGUUUCAAACUGCGAAGGGUGAAGAUGUUUGGGAGAGCGAUUAGGUAUUUUUCGACGAAACCAAAGCCGAAGAUGAAACCAAUAGAGCUGAAAUCGCCGCCGGAGCAGACGCAGACGAUAACCAGAGUUAUCUUCGACAUUCUCAAGGAGCAUGGACCUCUCACCGUCUCUGAUACUUGGGACCGCGUUAAGGAGGUUGGUUUGAGAGAAUUGAAGGGGAAAAGCCACAUGAAAAUAGUGUUGAGAUGGAUGAGGGAAAGGCAGAAGAUUAGGCUGAUAUGCAAUCAUGUCGGCCCUCAUAAGCAAUUCCUUUAUACCACUUGGUUCACUAAAUCAAAGGUGAAAGCGGCAAAACCAUUGAAGGGUUCUUCGGCUACAAACUCACCUGCUAAGGAUUCUUCAGUUCCAAAGUAGGAUUCGGGUUUGCUACUGCUGUGAUGUUGCCGCUCUGAGAAUUUCCCUCUUAGGAAUUCACAAACUCUCCGAUACUUAGAAUUCCUUCUUCGAAUUCGCUGCAGUGUCUAUUACCUGUUUGACAAAAUGCCUCAUCCAAAUUUGAGAAAGGACUUCUAUUUCAAUUCAAAGAUUUUUUGUUUUUUUUUGUUUUUUUUUUCUAAAUUCUCUUUGAUGUAACUUGUACUGUGCAAAUUGGGUUUUUAUUUAAAUAUGUUUUUCCAUUUGAUUAGCAGGUUUUGAAGUUUAAGAUUUGAAAAACAUCAUAGAAUGUUCUAUCUUAGCUUGAUUGAGCACACAUUACGUUUGCCUCCUCAUCUCCUUAAUGUUCCACUCGAUGAAGCUCUUAAGAUGGAACUUGAAAGACUUUUCUUAGAUAAGGUUGAGUUCAGACUUAUAAUGUUUUGUCCAUUUGUGGGUGAAAUUAUUCUUGCAAAACUGAAAGAAUCAGAUGCUAAUGGUUUGCGCUUGUCCCUUGGAUUUUUUUUAUGAUAUUUACGUACCUGCCAAUCUCUUGCCAAGUCUAAAGUGCUUUGAGCUUUAUACUAAUAGCAGGACCCAAGGCAGAUGGACAUGGGAGUAAAAAGAAGAAAUUCAACUUGUUAUUGAUGGGGAAGACCAGAUUAAAUUUCGAGUACACAGUGUUAUUUAUCCUUCAAUUCCAGUUGAGCAACCAGAAAAUUCAAAUGCCUUUGCCAGUUUGCCCCUAUGGUGAUUACCGGCGCUAUGAUUGUGAUGGUCUUGGUCCAGUUUCAUGGUGGGAGGGAGCGGAAGUUUUGGAGGAAGAAAGUUGAGUUCCUUCCAUGGCAAAGAUGAGAAAGGUAAAUGAACGAAUGUGGCUGUAUAGGAAGGAUCUCUAAUUUAAUACAUGUUUUGGCUACACUAUUUUUCUUCUAAACAGUUGGAAGGAUGAAUAGGUUUACACUUCUACUUUUUUUUUUGAGGGAGCCCCUACAAAAUACUUUUAAUAGUAUAACAAAAAACUAUUGUACAAUCUUAACUACACAAUAGAGGCAGGUACAUGAG